ACCAAAACAAGCCUUUUAGUGUCAGAGGUUUUCCUCCAACUGGGACAAAGCUUGUUCAGCAGAACCGAGAGGACUGGCAAGAUGCUCGAUGUCCCUCAAAUCUGCUGCAGUUUAUUAAAGCUAUAGAUAAGACAGGACAUGAAGGACGAGGAGGAAUGGAGGGAAAUAAAGACAGGAGACUCAGUUCAGCCUCAGAAAUUUGCAAGUGAACAUUACUGGACACACGUCAUAAUGAAGACCAAGGACCACAGCAGAGAGGUCAAGGGUUAGCAUUGUGAAGGAGUUCAAAGCAGACUGUGGGUCUGAAACGAUCCAGAGAACAGCCUCCGCUCCAUGACAACAUCUUAAGCUGUGGACCAUGUACACCGUGGACCGGAUUACGGAUGAGAGCCAGUCCCUGUGGAGUCCGACCCACACGAAGCACCAGCUUGACUUUGAACUGGCUGUUUUGUUCAGCCCAGGUAGACGCAGCCAAUAGGAGCGCAGGAGGGAGGGCCCAGCGGCGAGGAGGCGGUCUGCGGCGCCACAGCCACAGCACACCUUCAGAUGGAGACGAAGUAACAGCGGCGGCGCAGCUACAGAAGGACGAAAGCGACCGAACCGCGGAUCCCGGACGUGUAUUUUUUUUGUGUGUGUGUCUUCUUCCACCUUCUCGCUCUCCCUUCAGCUUUGGGGAGAAGGAGGGGAAAAAACCCCCAGGUGACUGAGACACACCGACCGACCGGCCGGGAGGGUCCAUUAGCGGUGACCAGCCUCGCGCACCUUACUACUUACUUCCAGCUGCAUGCAUUUGGACCCGAACAUCUGACAAGCCUCUCGUCCGACCAAGAUGGAAAAUGCGCACACUAAGUCUGCGAGCGAAGUUUUGGACAACUUCGGCGUGAAUGAAAUCACCGGGCUGACCCUGGAGCAGGUCCACGCCAGCCUGCAGAAAUACGGGCCGAACGAGCUCCCAGCCGAAGAAGGGAAAUCCCUGUGGGAGUUGGUGGUGGAGCAAUUUGAGGACCUCCUGGUCAGGAUCCUGCUGCUAGCUGCCUGCGUCUCCUUUGUGUUGGCUUUGUUUGAAGAGGGAGAGGAAUCUACCACCGCCUUUGUAGAGCCUCUGGUUAUUCUGCUUAUCCUCAUUGCCAACGCUGUUAUUGGAGUAUGGCAGGAGCGGAACGCAGAGAGCGCCAUCGAGGCUCUGAAGGAGUACGAGCCGGAGAUGGGGAAGGUGUACCGCAUGGACCGCAAGGCCGUCCAGAGGAUCAAAGCCAGAGACAUCGUCCCCGGAGACAUAGUGGAGGUGGCAGUUGGGGACAAGGUGCCUGCUGACAUCAGAGUGACCUCGAUAAAGUCCACUACUCUACGAGUGGACCAGUCCAUCCUUACAGGGGAGUCUGUGUCCGUCAUCAAACACUCUGACCCGGUUCCUGACCCCAGAGCUGUGAACCAGGACAAAAAGAACAUGCUGUUUUCUGGCACCAACAUCGCCGCAGGCCGCGCCAUCGGCGUCGUCGUCGCUACGGGCGUCAACACCGAGAUCGGUAAAAUCCGCAACCAGAUGGCGUCCACGGAGCAGGAGAAGACGCCGCUGCAGCAGAAGCUGGACGAGUUCGGCCAGCAGCUCUCGAAGGUCAUCUCCCUGAUCUGCGUGGCCGUGUGGGUCAUCAACAUCGGCCACUUUGGAGACCCCGUCCACGGCGGCUCCUGGGUCCGCGGGGCGAUUUAUUACUUCAAGAUCGCCGUUGCUUUGGCUGUGGCCGCCAUCCCCGAGGGCCUGCCCGCCGUCAUCACCACUUGUCUGGCCCUGGGCACGCGUCGCAUGGCCAAGAAGAACGCGAUCGUCCGCAGCCUGCCGUCAGUGGAAACCCUGGGCUGCACGUCUGUCAUCUGCUCUGACAAGACGGGGACCCUCACCACCAAUCAGAUGUCUGUCUGCAGAAUGUUCGUUACAGACAAGGUGGAGGAUUCAAGCUGCACCCUGCAUGAGUUCUCCAUCACUGGUUCUACAUAUGCCCCCGAGGGACAAAUACUUAAAGGGAACAAACCCGUCCAGUGCGGGGACUUUGACGGUCUGCUGGAGCUGGCCACUAUCUGCUCCAUGUGCAACGACUCCUCGCUGGACUACAACGAGAGUAAAGGGGUUUAUGAGAAGGUGGGGGAGGCCACCGAGACGGCCCUCACCACGCUGGUGGAGAAGAUGAACGUCUUUAAGACCGACCUGUCAGGACUCACCAAGGUGGAGCGCGCCGGCGCCUGCAACUCGGUAAUCAGGCAGCUGAUGAAGAAGGAGUUCACUCUGGAGUUCUCCCGCGAUCGCAAGUCCAUGUCCGUCUACUGCACUCCUGUCAAAGCAGGCGCCCAGAGCAAGAUGUUUGUUAAGGGUGCUCCUGAAAGCGUGAUGGAGAGGUGCGACCACCUGCGUGUGGGAACGACGAAGGUCGCCAUGACGCCAGCCCUGCGCGAGCAGCUGAUGUGUAAGAUCAGGGAGUGGGGGACGGGUAAGGACACCCUGCGCUGCCUCGCUCUGGCCACCCACGACACGCCGCCGCGCAGAGAGGACAUGGACCUGGAGAACUCCAGCAAGUUCGCACAGUACGAGAUGGGCCUGACGUUCAUCGGCUGCGUUGGCAUGCUGGACCCGCCCAGGAAGGAGGUGAUCGGCUCGGUGAAGCUGUGCAACGAGGCCGGCAUCCGCGUCAUCAUGAUCACGGGAGACAACAAAGGCACGGCCGUGGCCAUCUGCAGACGCAUCGGCAUCUUCGGCGAGGAGGAGGACGUGAAGGGGAAGGCGUACACGGGCCGCGAGUUCGACGACCUGACGACCGAGGAGCAGAGAGAGGCGGUGAAACGCGCCCGGUGCUUCGCCCGCGUCGAGCCAGCGCACAAGUCCAAAAUAGUUGGAUACCUGCAGUCGUUUGACGAGAUCACAGCCAUGACGGGAGACGGCGUGAACGACGCCCCGGCCCUGAAGAAGGCAGAGAUCGGCAUCGCCAUGGGCUCCGGCACGGCAGUGGCCAAGUCUGCGUCUGAGAUGGUGCUGUCCGACGAUAACUUCUCCACCAUCGUGGCUGCGGUGGAGGAAGGCCGGGCCAUCUACAACAACAUGAAGCAGUUCAUCAGAUACCUCAUCUCCUCCAACGUGGGAGAAGUCGUGUGCAUCUUCCUGACGGCCAUCCUGGGUCUCCCCGAAGCGCUGAUCCCCGUCCAGCUGCUGUGGGUGAAUCUGGUGACGGACGGACUUCCUGCCACCGCCCUGGGCUUCAACCCCCCAGACCUGGACAUCAUGGACAAACCGCCCCGUAACCCAAAGGAGCCGCUCAUCUCUGGCUGGCUCUUCUUCAGAUACCUCGCCAUCGGAGGAUAUGUGGGCCUUGGAACAGUGAGCGCAGCCACAUGGUGGUAUCUGUUCGAUGAAGAGGGCCCACAGGUGUCUUUCUACCAGCUGCGACACUUCAUGCAGUGCACAGAGGACAACCCGAUGUUCAAGGACAUCGACUGCGAGGUGUUCGAAUCCCGCUACCCCACCACCAUGGCGCUGUCGGUGCUGGUCACCAUCGAAAUGUUCAACUCCCUCAACAGUUUGUCUGAGAACCAGUCCCUGCUCAGGAUGCCUCCCUGGGUCAAUAUUUGGCUGCUGGGAGCCAUCAUCCUGUCUCUGUCCCUCCACUUCCUGAUCCUGUACGUCGAGCCUCUGCCGCUGAUCUUCCAGGUGACCCCUUUGCGCUGGUCCCAGUGGAUUGUGGUCCUAAAGAUUUCCAUCCCCGUCAUCCUCCUGGACGAAGCUCUGAAAUAUAUUUCCAGGAACCAUUUAGAAGCAUAACUUUUAAUCUCACCUUCUGAGAAAAGAUGACGAGGAGAAGAAAUAUCGGCGGAGAUGGCAGCAGAACUAAGACCUCUCCCUUGUCGCAAUCGCAUAGUUAGACACACACACACACAGCUACACUCUUCCUUUAUAUGAGCUAGGAACCUGUUCUCUCCCCGGCCCUCGUUCCCGUCUCCCCCCCACCUGCAUGUCCAAACACGGCGCCGCUGAAAAACGACCUGAGAGAAACGGAGAGAGGGUUUAUGUUCCGGCUCGGUACGAGUGUUUAGGGGGUUGCGUGUGUCUGAGUGUGUGUUUGCAGAUGCACGACUUUUCUUUUUUGGCUGCGAGGAUGAGAAACGACUGCAGAAAAAAAGAAAAGAAAGAGGAUAAAACGGCCUUGGGCUUCUUAACACCAUUUCUGCUCAUUUGCUCUUUUUCACUGCACAGUACAGAGAAAUGGUCUUGAGGGAGGGCGGGGGAGGUUUUGAGGGGGGCUUCAUACUGAUUCAACACAGAGUCUGAAAGAGAGGCGGAGGAGGAGAGACUGUACACAUAAAGAGAGAAAAGACGAGGAGAGGCGGGACCUGGAGGCUGAGUGUGCGUGGGAGAGCCACCGCGUUCUUGUCCCGCAGCCUGCCGCUGCCACCACCCACACAGCUGCAGGAGCCCGGUCUCAUCAGAACAACUCGCAGUUCGUCUUCGCCGUUUGUGUUUACACUUCCAGCAAUCUCUCUCUCUCUCUUUCUUUCUUACACUCUUGUUUGAGGAGGCAGCUUUGAGCCUCAGGUUGGGGUCCAUUUUUGGGUGGGUGGGGUUGGGGGUCAAAGGUGUGAAUAGCUUUAUGCUGCUUUAGCUGCUUCUAUCAGCUCUUGACUCGAGGAGCUGAGGUCAGCCGACGCGCCGGGCAAAACGGAACGAUCCCCAGCGAAGCUAAAUUUAAAAAUUACAAAUCCUGGCCUUAAAUCUGCCUCAUUAAAAUCAUCCACACGCCGUCCGUCUGUCCGUAAACGUUUUCAGCAGCACAGCUACCAAACUGACUCUUCGACAUUAAGAACAGGAAGAAAUAGAGCAAAGGAGCUAAAUGUGCUAGCCUUUGAUAUCGAUCAGCUUUAGCGUAGCUGAAGAUGCACUAAUCAGACUUUUGUGCCGGAUGUUUGACGUCUGGGUUUGUUUGUAAAGCUUUACCUACCUUAGCCUAAAUUUACCAGUUCCAAUUUCUGUUCAUCGCAAAGAUACAGGGUCUUUCUUUCUAGCUAACUUCAUUCCGGUUCAUAUUAGAAAUGGAGGAGACAUCACACAACAAAUAAGAGAGCACUGACUUCAGGUGUUUUAAAACAAAGACAAACUCAAUACAGGGCUAACAUUUUCCAUAUUCUGUUAGCGUAGCUAGCUUGUGUGUGUUUUAGAGAAUCUGAACUGUGACGUCCAAAGUUCUGUAUCUUCCAUAACAGCCAAAAGUGGAAAGCAAAGCAAAUAUAAAAACUGAGAAACUUCAACAUAUUUUGCGUUUCAUUCAGGAUUCUUGUUUUCUGCUGAAAGUUUUGCUCUCGAAUUGACAUUUUUGAAUUUCCAACAAGACUGGCUUGUGUGUGUAGGAUGACAAUUGGGCAAUUUCAGUCAUUUUCUCCUCAUCUGUAGUUUAAGUGAACAAAUAACUCUGCAGACGAUCAUAAGUUGUAAAAAAAAAAAACUCAUCAAAGAGAUAAAACUUUAACGUUUUGUUAUAAGCUUUCUGCUCUGCAGCUUUCUUGAGGUAAAUUCGUCUCAUGUGAAAAAAAUCAGAAUAAUCUCCAUUUUUUGAGUUAAACUGAUUGAAUGUCUCCAUUUUGCACUAUGUGAAGUGUCCGUGUCUUGUGAAGCCCACUGCACAUCCAAAAUAAAGAUGUGGCCCUCAUGAAUGUGUCGCCGUGGAGCUUUUCCUCCGUCCUCGGUGUGAGCGAACGAACGUUCGUUCGCCCCGUUCGCGUUCUGCUUCCUCAGCUCCGCUCGCUCUCAGCGCUUUCGCAGUUUACUCAAAGUUAAAAAAACAACAACAAAAAACAUAAAGACUAGACAAUGUAUUUGACUGAAUGAACCCACGUGGAAGGGGAGCGGGGUUUGAAUGUGUGUGUUCAAGUCUUUGCAGGAGUUUUGUUUUGGGGACAGAGAGUCUCUGUGCUCUGUGGGUGGCGCUGUUUCUCAGUGGGGGGUCUUGUUUCUUUAAGGUAAAGAACACACAUUUAAAAACUAGAAUUUCAGGUUGCUGGUUGAGAACCCAACCACACGGCGUCGGGUCCCCGGUUUUGAUCACACUUCAACAUCACUGAACAGAGUACUUUAGGCCGAGUUUAUCUGUGUCCUUUUAAAUGAGACAAAACUUACUUACAAGUAAAUUUUCAACAUAGAAUUCUGUUUCAAGUCAUUGGUUAAUAUUGAUGAAAAAGUGUGAGUAAAAUAAUAACUAGUACUUUUUCAACAAUAUCAAGGUAAUAUUGACUUGUAAUUAUUCUUAUGUCUUGCUUUUUUUGUCUUAUUUCAAGUGUACCAAGAUAUUCGUACUACAAACUACAUCAAAAAUACUUCAGUCUCUGUAACAAAUAAAUUAAAAAGAUGCUCUUUUCUUGGUCACGACAUUUUUGGUGAAUUUGACAUUGUGAAGCUCUGCUGGGAUGAAAUCUUUCUUGUGUAACUAAACUGACCCGGUUGGACUCGGCGUAGUGUGUGUGGAUCCUUUUCUUUUUCUCUUCGUUGUUGCUUCCGGUCGUGAACCUGAGACACCAGUCUGCUGUUCCUCACUGUUUUGUCGCUUUUGUUUUUGUGGGGUUUUUCUUAUUAUCAGCUCCAGGAUGUUCCCAGCUUGUCGAGUUCUUAAAACCUCUGGGACGGCCGAGCGAACUGAGUUAAUAAUGACGCAGCAUUAAAAGGGUGAAGCGUUGCUUUAAUUUCUUAGUAAAAGCCACCUUGGUUUGCCCCUAGAAUGAUGCGCCCUGUCCUUACCAGCGGACCAUCCCACACCCACCCAGGUCACCACACUGCAAAAACUCUAAAUCUUAGUCUUUUUUUUUUGUUGUUUGUUUGUUUCUAUUGCAAAUAUCUCAGUACAAUUGAAAUAAGACAAAACGAACUCACAAGUAACUUUUCAGCAAGACAUAGGAGCUUGUUUUAAGUCAAUAAAUCCUUAAAAUUGAUGAAAACACUAGUUCCGCUGGCAGAUCAUCUCACAUGUAACUUGGUGUGAGGAACGUCUUUUUAUAAGUGAAAUAAUCUGCCACUAAAACUGAUACUUUUUAAAAUCGACGUUCAAGAGCUAUUGACUUGAAACGAGCUGCUGCGUUUUGCCGAAAAGUUACUUCUAAGUUAUUUCAAAUGAACUUUCCAACGCUCUAGAAACCAAACCCAAACCUCCUGGUGGGAUUUAGAGUUUUUGCAGUGCAGGUCUCUCUGACACGCUGGCACUAUGGGUCUCUAUAGCCUGGUUAUCUACUACUGAAUCCUCCAUUCUGUACAGGCGAGAAGAAUACGAUCGCAUGGAACCUUGUUACUGUAACAAUAACCUAUACAGUAUGUAAUAUUUAAAUUUUCUGUUCUUACAUCAUAUGUACCGCAGACAGACUUGCAAGGAAAUAAUUUUUUUUGGUUUCGUUUGUUUUUUUACGUCUCCGUUGAGCACAUGGCUAAGGAUCUGUUUUUUUUUUUUGUUGUUUUUUUUUUGUGUGUGUCCAAUACAAGGUCAUUUCCUCACUGUUUUUGUUUGGUCUUUACACUUACUGUCUUUUUUUCCCCCUUAUUAUUUUUUUGUCUUUACUGUAGAGAGAAAAAAAAAACAAGGAUAUGAAAUUAAGAUAGAGAAGAAUAGUGCUUAUGUUUGUUAGUGGCAAUAACGUGGAUCAUUUCAGCGAGGGCUGUCUGGUGUGGGAACGCUCCGCCGCUGCUCGGUGUGUCUGGUUCACGCCGAGCAGCGGCGAAGUCCUGAUGUUUUAUGACUGUACGUUGUUGGUGAGGAGCCGGGCUCUGGAGAACCGCCGCACUCUUUGUACGCACCUCGCCGUGCGGCACUUCCGCUUUAAGGCCCGACCUUCGGUCUGAGAACCGGAAAAGGCGUCGAGAACAAUCCGGCUGAGUCCCGAUUUUUCCGAUUGGACCGUCGAGGCGUCUCCAGAGCCCGAGUUUCACCUCUGAGAAAUUGGGGGGGGGGGAAAAAAAAAAAAGGAUUCUCUGUGUUGCCUUGUUAAUAUUAAUUGUGGACACAUAAUUUUAUAAACAACAGAGAUGUGGAAAUAAAGAUUAUUUAUCUUGUUAUUUA
Molecule: messenger RNA, 8072 nt
Organism: Poeciliopsis prolifica (blackstripe livebearer)
Lineage: Eukaryota; Metazoa; Chordata; Actinopteri; Cyprinodontiformes; Poeciliidae
Gene: atp2a3
Product: ATPase sarcoplasmic/endoplasmic reticulum Ca2+ transporting 3
Exons: 25
Coding region: 830-3805 (991 amino acids)
Biological process (GO): intracellular calcium ion homeostasis; calcium ion transmembrane transport
Cellular component (GO): membrane
Molecular function (GO): P-type calcium transporter activity; ATP binding; ATP hydrolysis activity
Source: RefSeq, a predicted model, not a curated record